Diospyros lotus (date-plum) is the source of this 1925-nucleotide messenger RNA. Its product is annotated as serine/threonine-protein kinase AtPK2/AtPK19-like. Bases 227 to 1609 code for a protein of 460 amino acids. The transcript is spliced from 7 exons. NCBI's taxonomy places the organism in Eukaryota, Viridiplantae, Streptophyta, Magnoliopsida, Ericales, Ebenaceae. The record is from RefSeq and is a predicted model, not a curated record. Gene Ontology annotation, biological process: protein phosphorylation. Gene Ontology annotation, molecular function: ATP binding; protein serine/threonine kinase activity.
UCUGGCCUGGAUCAAUUCCUCUUUCAGUUCAAUUCUCAACAGGCAAAGCCCUCUCUCUCUCUCUCUCUCUGUGAAAGACCCCCCUGGAUCUGCAAUAAUGUAGGCUCCAUCUCCCCGGCCUACUGGUGCCUUGAAUUCAUCCCCACUACACCUACUCAAUUCUCGUCCGACUGGCUGGCUUGCUUGCUUGCUUUUCCUUGCAAUCAAUCUCAAACAAAACAAAACAAUGGUAUCAUCCACUUCCCAGAAGGACAGAUCCCAUCUCUGCUCCAAGCUAAGCAAGCUCACCAUCCCUGAAUUCUCAUCUUCUCCCGAACAACCCGACUUCGAUUUCUCCGAAGUCUUCGGCCACCCAGCUGCUGCAGCUUCUUCUUCCUCGCCAUCUUCCUCAUCCUCUCCUCUCAACAACAACAAUCCCCAAAUCAUCCACAACCGCUCCCACUCCUUCGUCGGCCCCUCCCCCCGCUUCGCCCCCGCCUCCCUUCCUUUCAAGCUCUUCCACGACCCGGAACUCGACGAAGAAGAUGAAGGAGGCGAAGAAGAUGGAAUCCGGGGGAAAAGGGGGGAGGAGGCGGCGGCGCGGAAGAUUGGGCCGGGGGAGUUUGAGAUUUUGAGGGUUGUGGGAAAGGGGGCUUUUGGGAAGGUGUUUCAGGUGAGGAUGAAGAUGGAAAGAGACGAUGAUGGGAUUGGUGAUGGGGAUGGGAUUUUUGCUAUGAAGGUGAUGAGGAAGGAGACUAUUAUCAAGAACAACCAUGUGAAUUACAUGAUAGCCGAGAGGGAUAUACUCACCAAGGUUGUGCACCCCUUUAUUGUGCAGCUUCGCUAUUCUUUUCAGACUAGAUCAAAGCUGUACUUGAUCCUGGAUUUUCUAAAUGGAGGACAUCUAUUCUUCCAUUUAUACCGACAAGGGGUCUUCAGUGAGGAUCAGGCAAGGCUUUAUACUGCUGAGAUUGUAUCUGCUGUUUCACACCUUCACAAGUGCGGAAUCGUGCAUCGGGAUCUCAAGCCUGAAAACAUUCUUAUGGAUGCUGAUGGGCAUGUUAUGCUAACUGAUUUUGGACUGGCAAAGGAAAUCGAUCAAUCAAGCAGAUCAAAUUCAAUGUGUGGUACUACUGAGUACAUGGCCCCUGAGAUCCUGCUCUCUAAAGGCCACAACAAAGAUGCUGAUUGGUGGAGUGUUGGAAUACUCUUGUUUGAAAUGCUAACUGGGCAGCCCCCUUUCACCCAUGCAAAUAGAAAGAAGCUCCAGGAGAAGAUCAUCAAGGAGAGGGUCAAGCUUCCACCACGCCUGACCAGUGAAGCCCAUUCCUUGCUCAAAGGACUACUGCAAAAGGAACCAUCAAGAAGGCUGGGCCGUGGACCUAAGGGAGCAGAUGAGAUCAAGAAUCACAAAUGGUUUCGAUCCAUCAAUUGGAAGAAAUUGGAUGCCAGAGAAUUGGAGCCCAAGUUCAAGCCCCAUGUCAAUGGAAAAGAUUGCACAGCCAAUUUUGACAAGUGCUGGACGGCCAUGCCUCCAGACGACUCGCCCGCUGCCACACCCACAGCAGGCGAGUGUUUCCAAGGGUACACGUACGUGGCCCCUAAUCCUUGGCUUCAUCGGUCAUCAUGAAUUGUAAGUUUCACCUCAAGUUAGCAAUCCAGCUUGUGGAUUUAGCCACUUUCAGUUUAUUCUGUUUUAUUUUUUUUUUUUUCCUUUUUUUUUCCCUACAAACAAGGACGCGUGAAUAAAUAAAAUUGUAACCAUAUUCAACCCUUGUGUACACACACACACUUCACUUGUCAGCCUCCCUGACCAUGUAAGUUCUCAUUUUAGCUCAACUUCAGCUAUUAGAAGUUCUGUACUCUUGACAUUAGAGUGUUAUGCGGAGUGAAUUUGUUUUCAAUACUCUUGGCUUUGUCAUGAGCCAUUAAUUUUAACAUUUCAA